AUGGCUACCAGAAUGUUCUUUUCCGAUUUGAAGUCCGGCGGCAAAUGUUCGUCCGUCGUCGAGGCUAGGCUCCUGCGAUACUGGGAGGCUCGGAAUGUGAAACGCGGCGGUGAGCUGAUGUGGGUCGACAUGCUGAUGAUCGAUGUCAAUGCGACCAUAAUGCAAGCCACCAUCUAUGCCAACCGGCUUCCAAGAUUCCGGUCUAAGCUUGCCGCUGGGAAGAUGUAUUCCAUCUCCGGUUUCGAUGUGGCCAGAUGUGCUCAGAGAUACAGGCUUUCCGACUCCCCUUUGCUGAUUCGGUUUAAUGAGUUAACCGAUUUUGAAGAGCUGACCGAGCCGGUUUCUCCCCUGCCUGAAGAAGGAUUCCGGUUCCGCAAUCAAUCUGAGCUCGCCGGAUUAGCUAACACGAACGCACAGCUCCCAGGUGAGAUCACUUCAGUUAAGAGCACUGUGAGCGAUACUCUUGGAGACAAGAACCGUAUCAUGGCAACUAUCAAGCUGGAUAAUGAAACAACGGUCACUCUAAGCCUAUUCGAUGCUCAGGCUGUGUCUUUCCACAAAUAA
Molecule: messenger RNA, 564 nt
Organism: Brassica napus (rape)
Lineage: Eukaryota; Viridiplantae; Streptophyta; Magnoliopsida; Brassicales; Brassicaceae
Exons: 4
Coding region: 1-564 (187 amino acids)
Source: RefSeq, a predicted model, not a curated record